CGAUUGCGUUGCGCGUGGUUACAAAGAGCUCGUUUAGUUUCCAAAAACAAUUAUUUUUGAGCGUCGAGCUGCAAAUAUAGGCGAUCAUGGGGUUUUUCGACAGGCUGGGGAGGUUGUUGGGCUUAAAAAAGAAGGAACUUAAUGUCCUUUGUAUAGGACUCGAUAACAGUGGAAAAACCUCAAUCAUAAAUAAGCUUAAACCUGACAAGUGUCAGGCGCAAGAUAUUGUUCCUACUGUUGGGUUCACAGUAGAAAAGUUUAUAUCUCAAAGUCUUAACUUUACUGUAUUUGACAUGUCUGGUCAAGGAAGAUAUAGAAAUCUAUGGGAACAUUACUAUCAAAAUGCUCAAGCUGUAAUAUUUGUACUGGACAGUAGCGAUCGACUACGAAUAGCAGUAGCAAGAGAAGAGUUAGAACUUUUAUUAAAGCAUUCAGAGAUUGAAAAGAAGAGGAUACCUAUUCUAUUUUUUGCCAAUAAAAUGGAUUGCGCUGAUGCUAUCACUCCUGUUGAGUGUACCCAACUAAUGCAUUUAGAUUCCAUAAAAAAUAAACCUUGGCAUAUAUGUGCUAGCAAUGCACUUACUGGAGAAGGACUCGAAGCUGGAGUUAACUGGCUUACAGAUCAGAUCAGCUCCUCGUGAAAUAAUGGCGCACAUUACAAUACGAUUGUCUUUGAACAGAGUUUAAUAGCACACCAUUUUGUUUUUAUCAUAGUCUUAGCCUAAUAUUUAUGUGACUUCAAUGUAAAUGUGCAAUUAGUCACCUAGACAGGCAUCCUUUCAGCUCACUAUCCGUUCAAAUUUCCCUCCUGAAGCUGUGAGAUAAAAAUUCUGACGAGCUAAAAGAAUUUGAGAGACUCUUAAUGAUUUAAACUAAACGGUUUACCACCAUCUGACAAACUGUCAAGGGUCACUGUUGAGCAAUAUUGUAUAGUGUACAUACAUGAGUGUAUGAUAAAAACUCAUAACACCUGCCACGGGUGGCAGCUAGCUUAAGUACAGGACUUUUGUCCUCUUCUGGGGCCCUUUCCAUUCAAAAUUUCCAAAAAAAUUAAAAUAGGGAAAAAUGGUUCAGACAUUUUCCUGAAAAGUUUCUAGAAAAUCUAGAAAUUGUUUAAUUCCGAAAAGCAUUUAAGCUUCCGAUUCAACCGAAAAUUCCAGGAGGAAGAUUAAAUGGAACAGAAGUUUCACGUUAGAAAUGUCUGAAAAUUUGGGUAUAGCUUGCAAAGUUGACCUCUUUUCUGGGAAUUCUAGAAAACAUGCUGUUCCAUUUGUCACUGGAAAUUCUGGAAAUUCAAAUUUUUCAUCGGGUGGAAAGCGCCCCUGGCCUGAACUUUUUAACCUGUGUAUGCUACAGUGUAAAUGUUUACUAGAUAUUAGGUCACAUUGUGCGUAGUGGCACAGUUAUUCAGGAGACUGGGACCUAUCAUUCUGUCUCUGUCAGUUGAGAUUCCGUGAGAGCUGUUGCUAAGCAACUUGAUCGAAUGUGACGUCAUUCUGAUGACGCUAUCGGACAGGUGUGCCUGCAACUGGUUGUGCAAGAAUUUUACGGCGCAAGGUACCCUGGUAACUGGAAGCAGUGUAAAAAGAGCGCGUGACACUGUCAUGCGCAUUUGCUGUUGUGCUUCACGGGGAAGGUUUUAAGUUGUAAACCAAGCGCCAGAAGACUUGAAAGAAAGUAAAUGUAAAAAGUAAAUUUUUAACUUGCUGCAGUGUAUUGUAAAUCAGUGAAUUAGCUUGGCCAUACCAUCGUUUACAGUUCACUAUUUAUAGACGAUGAGCUCAAUGUUUCUAUCAUAGAAAAAAUAAAUGAAAUUAAAAUUAGCUUUUCUUCACCUACGCGUA
Messenger RNA from Orbicella faveolata, 1844 nucleotides. RefSeq names its product ADP-ribosylation factor-like protein 6. Gene Ontology annotation, molecular function: GTP binding; GTPase activity. Lineage: Eukaryota; Metazoa; Cnidaria; Anthozoa; Scleractinia; Merulinidae. The record is from RefSeq and is a predicted model, not a curated record.